AUGCUUCUAAAUUUAUUAAGACUUAAAAGCUUAAAGCAAGUUUAUAGAAGCGCACUCAAUUUUAAGAGCUUUCACAAAGUAGUUUAUGGCCGAUUUUAUUCUGUUAUAUUAGAAACAGAAAAUCAAGGCGAUUUAUCAAACAAAAAAGAAGCUUUAAAUGAAAACAAAGAAGACCAAAAUGCUGAGCCAUGAAUUGGAGGAAAAACACCUAAAGGCUUAUUAGUUCCUCAAGGAAAUUACAUUAAAGUAAUGCAUGCCGGCAAACUAAUCACAAAAAUCAACACAACCCUUCACGAAUCCAAUAAAAAAGCUACAGAAUACGCUCAAAAAAUGCUAUAUGAUUACCUCACUAUGAAAAACUUAGUCCUAAACCAAUACAGACACAAAUCAGACAGCAGAGGUGACUACUUAGAAGUAAAAGCAGGCGAAAUCAGCUUUAUUUGUGACCCUGAAGACUUAAAAUUAAUCGAAAAUUAUACAUGAAUGCACAGCAUAAAAUCCAAGCUUAUAUUUUCUAACGAAAAAAAGAUCAGCUUUAUUGAGCACAAAAUUGGGCUGGACCCUGAAAGAUUUGAUAUUUCUUUUAAUAACGGGGACCUUUAUGAUUACAGAAAAAGAAAUCUCGCAGUAAAGCUUAAAGAGAAAAUUAAAAAAGUUAAAAGGGUAGGGAAAUUAAGGAUUAUUGACGCAGAUGAAGAGAAAUUUAUGUUUGAGUUCCCAGAAAAUAGAGAGCUUGAAGAGGAGCAGUUAUAA
This is a messenger RNA of Blepharisma stoltei, 753 nucleotides long. NCBI's taxonomy places the organism in Eukaryota, Ciliophora, Heterotrichea, Heterotrichida, Blepharismidae. The record is from the annotation of a GenBank genome assembly.